AUGGGUCUCCGUGCCAGGAUAAAAGACGAGGUCAUCGCUCGCCUCACUGCCAACCAGAAAGAUAUCAUCGCGAACAUCCUCACCACCCGGCACAACCUCCGACAGGUCCAGUCACAGCUCCUCAACCUCCAUCAAGCGAUACAAGUCGAGAUCGAUGGAGGCGACAAGAACAAGCAAUCGCUCAGAUAUGAAGGAUAUCUACAUGCCCACAUUGACCUCGCACAAAGGCUGCAGGAUGACCUGGAGAUACUAAAUAAGAGGCUUGCGGACACAGAGGUGGCCAUGGACCGCUUUGCAGGGCCUGUGCAUGUGGAGCCGUGGCCGGAGGGGGAUGGGAUGUCGCAUGCGGUAAUCCUAGAAGACAUGAACAGGUUUCUGAAUGUGUUGUAUUGGUUUGGGGUGGCGCUGGCGGCGGUCUUUGUUUGCUUGGCGGUGUCCUCGAUCUUGCUUCUGGCGGGAGGUCCGGAUUCGCGGCCGGCGAUUCCAAAGGUGGCCCCAACGGAUAGAUACAGGGACGUGUUUAAAACGUCAUGGAACGAUGGAACAAUCGCAAUGGAUAAACACAGGAGGCAUCAGUAUCACGAAGGUCGCAACCGCGAUCCUCAACAUAGUGCCGUAUCAGACGAGGAAACUGAUGAGCUGAAAGCCUGGAUAAAGAUGGACACGGCACGGAAAUUCGAGGCGCUCUUGUCGGGGGUCCCAGCGAUUGAGAGCAUCGAGGUGUGGAAUGCGGUGACAAGACAGGCCGAGAUACAGGAGUGGAGGUUUCUCCAAUAUGAGACAGAAGUUCGGUUCGCUGAGGGGAAGCUAGGACCGAUAACGCGGCGGGAAGCGGAACAGUACAGACUGGAUUGGAGUCGGAGUCGGCGGCGGGAAAGGAAUAAUGAGAAGGAUGUUGGAGUGUCUCCUGAACGAAAGGGGGCUGAAGGAGAUGAAAAUUGA
Messenger RNA from Morchella sextelata, 942 nucleotides. RefSeq lists its product as uncharacterized. The coding region runs from base 1 to 942 and encodes 313 amino acids. NCBI's taxonomy places the organism in Eukaryota, Fungi, Ascomycota, Pezizomycetes, Pezizales, Morchellaceae. The record is from RefSeq and is a predicted model, not a curated record. The transcript has 2 exons.